AUGCAAACAUUUUGGAAGAAUAAGCAUAUUGAUCGUGUAUUAACUUAUAUGAAUGAAGCUUAUUCUGAUGGAAAGUUUGAAUCGAAUGAAGUUUAUUUUCGCGGACAAUUAAUGACUUGUUAUCGAUUUGAUCAACGUUUCUCUCAUAUUCCUAAUCUAAAUCGAUUAAUUUUACCCAUAAUUGCUACUCAUGUACAUGUUCUUAUGUUUGUCGCGAUCAAUACUUUAUUUGAUCGACGAAAUGAAUCUAUAGAUGAUUGUUUCGAAUUUCACGAUCCAUAUGAAGUACUUCAAUGUGAAAAUAAUAUAGAUCCAUGUCGAGUAAAUAAUACGGAGAACAUCCCAAAGUAGUAUAAACAAGGUCAUUGUCAUAUUUAUUCAUAUCCAUUUCUAAUGCAAUAUUACGAAGAUAGAACAAAUAAUUUUCCAGGUGGAUUAUAUUCCUAUGCUCGUGUUGUAUCAUUAUAUGAUGAACAUUCUUUUGAACAUGAAUUUUUUAUUCAAAUCUCUCAAUCAUUUCCAUUUAUGGAAAAAUUAUCUGUCAUUAAUCGUCAUCCACAAAAUCAGAAACAAUCUUAUAGAUCAAUGAAUGAUAAUCAGAAUUUAUCAAUUGUUAAAUAUUAUUCUCGUACUGAACUUCAAAUUGUACAAGUUUAUGAUGAUUAUAUCGAAGAAUUUCUAUUAAAUACGAAAAUAUAUUUACAAAAUAAUAUUCUUCUUGAUAUUGAUUAUGAAUCAUUACAAAGAGUAACACAUAACAACUUUACGAGAGAUGAUACACGAAUUAAUUGUGCUAAAAUAAAUAAAUUAGAUUUAUUCGAAAAAGUGGAAGAUUCAAAAUCUUUCCAAGAUUAUUUUCCUUUUGCAAAAAUAGAUUAUUACUAUAUUCAAAGUAAAAGAGAAUAA
Rotaria sp. Silwood2 is the source of this 906-nucleotide messenger RNA. The record is from the annotation of a GenBank genome assembly. NCBI's taxonomy places the organism in Eukaryota, Metazoa, Rotifera, Eurotatoria, Philodinida, Philodinidae.